AUGGGUUUUCUGUUACUUGUGUCACUAGGUUUACUAUCGCUUGCAUCCAUUAAUUAUGUGGUUGUUGCUGCCAUUGGUACUCGGUGCAACCCUGCCAUUGGUUAUGUGGCUCUUCAUGCGGUCGGUAUUCAGUCUGUUGCGUCCAUUGGUUAUGUGGCUCCUUCUGCCAUUAAUAUUCGGUCUCUUGUGUCCAUUGGUUGCCUGGCUGCUCCUGCCAUUGAUGUUCAUUAUGUUGUGCCCAUUGGUUGUUUGGGUGCUGCUGUAAUUGUUGUUCGGUAUGUUGCGUCCAUUGGUUCUCUGGCUCAUGCUGCCAUUGGUUUUCGGUCGCUUGCUUCGGUUACCUCUUCUUUCGCUUUUGUCCCACUCCCUGAUACCCCCGAGGGUUAA
Molecule: messenger RNA, 387 nt
Organism: Lactuca saligna
Lineage: Eukaryota; Viridiplantae; Streptophyta; Magnoliopsida; Asterales; Asteraceae
Source: the annotation of a GenBank genome assembly